Messenger RNA from Arachis duranensis, 1416 nucleotides. RefSeq lists its product as uncharacterized. The record is from RefSeq and is a predicted model, not a curated record. The transcript has a single exon. Lineage: Eukaryota; Viridiplantae; Streptophyta; Magnoliopsida; Fabales; Fabaceae. Gene Ontology annotation, molecular function: nucleic acid binding; RNA-DNA hybrid ribonuclease activity. Bases 1 to 1416 code for a protein of 471 amino acids.
AUGCUCACAGCGUUAUCUCGGUUCCCCGGAGCAUCGGGUGUUAAGGCAUUACCAUUCUUCAACUUAAUGAAGAAAGGGAUAGCCUUUGAGUGGACCCCGGCAUGUGAGGAAGCAUUCGAGCAUUUCAGAAGAAUACUAGCAACACCGCCUGUCCUCGAAAAGCCCAAAAACGGCGAAACAUUAUACCUGUACUUGGCCAUAACGGAUGAAGCCAUGGCAGCAGUUCUGGUGCGAGAGGAAAGAAAGGCCCAACAACCAGUAUACUUUGUGAGCAAAGCACUACAAGGAGCAAAACUUAGAUACAGCAAAUUAGAGAAGCUAGCACUCGCGCUCCUGACCUCUUCCCAUAGGUUACGACAGAACUUCCAAAGUCACAAAGUGGUCGUAAGGACAGAUCAGGCAAUUCGCCAGGUCCUCCAGAAGCCCGAUUUGGCGGGAAGAAUGAUGACCUGGGCUAUUGAGCUAUCCCAGUACGACCUGCAAUAUGAGCCCAGGCACGCGAUCAAAGCACAAGCCAUGGCCGACUUCUUGGUAGAAGUGACGGGGGAUGCAACCGAGACACCGACCAUAAGGUGGAGGCUCCACGUAGACGGAGCCUCCAACCAGACGUUCGACAGAGCAGGGAUAAUCUUGGAAAGCCCAAGUGGGAUUAUUUACGAAUAUUCAAUCAAGUUCGAAUUCCCAGUGUCAAACAAUCAAGCGGAGUAUGAGGCCCUUCUGGGCGGAUUAGUCCUAGCUAAAGAAGUCGGAGCAACAAGACUUGAAGUGUGUAGCGACUCGCAGGUCGUUACUUCUCAUAUCAAGGGGACCUACCAAGCCAGAGACCCCCUGUUACAGAAAUAUCUGGAGAAGGUCAAAAAGCUAAGUGAACAAUUUGAGGAGGUCAUGGUCCAACACGUUCCAAGAGAAAGGAACACUCGAGCAGACCUCCUGUCCAAGUUGGCGAGCACCAAACCUGGGACGGGCAACCGGUCUCUCAUUCAAGGGCUGAUAAAAGAGGCAGCGGUUGCCCUCCACAUAACAAAGGAAGAUCCCUCCUGGAUGAACCUGAUCACCAACUUCUUGGAAAUCGGCAAGCUCCCUGGUGAUGAGAAGUCGGCCAAAGCAUUAAGAAGGGAAGUGGCCAAGUAUGCGAUCAUACAAGGUCAAUUGUUCAAGAAGGGACUCAGCCAACCCUUGCUGAAAUGCCUACAUCCAAGCCAAACAGGUUAUGUGCUCAGAGAGGUCCAUGAAGGGUGCUAUGGUCACCACAUUGGGGGCAAAGCACUAGCGAGGAAGCUUAUCAGAGCUGGUUAUUACUGGCCACCGAUGAUGAAGGACUCUAAAGAGUUUGUGAAGAAGUGCAUGAAAUGCCAGGAGAACACAAAUUUCCACAAAGCGCUGGCAACCGAGCUAAAUCUGUUGACGUCUUCCUGA